Molecule: messenger RNA, 1757 nt
Organism: Darwinula stevensoni
Lineage: Eukaryota; Metazoa; Arthropoda; Ostracoda; Podocopida; Darwinulidae
Source: the annotation of a GenBank genome assembly
AUAAUUUUCUCCGCCUGUAUAGCUCAGGUGGGAUUUAUCCACUGAGCUGUGGAUUUAUCAUCCCCGCUCUGCUGCUGUUCCCCUGAUUCGUCAGCCAAAAUACUCCAGUGUUUUCGGAACCACUUUUACAAAUGACCUGGAUACUUUCCCUGUCGGUGUUGUCAACGGUGCGAGAGACACCUAAAAUCGCAAUCCCAGAUGACGAAGAGGCACAACAAUGAGCGAAGUCCAUGGAGCAGCAUUCCUUCCCGAGGGAGAGAACUGUGUGAUAACCGAUUUUAGUUAUCCUCCAGGUCCAAUAUGGCCGAGGAUUCAGGUGGCGUUCAACGUUGCAGACUUCUCCAAUCAAUCCUUUGUUUUUCUUUCACUUGGCACGAUGGAACUCAAGCCACGUAGCAGGAGCUGGUAUUCGUUACAAUGCCGAAGGGUUCGAAUGCUAAGAAUGGAGGGAAAGGGAAUCUCUACGUCGAUAUCGCUGUGAGGGAAAUCAAGAAAUCCCUGAGUGAGGCCAAAAAUUGGUUUGAGAAAAAUCUUGAUGACUUUGAAAUACCUGGUGGGGUGAAGGAAGCACAGGCAAAUGAUGAAAACAGAGGAGAUUCUGGCAGAUAUAGAAGAAGGAGAGGAAAAGGACUCACUGCUGGCAUAGAAGCUACUUCUAUUGCUUCACCAGUAGAAGAUGGCAGAGAGUACCCAUUGGAUGUGUGGUUCCUAAUCUCAGAGCAUAUAGCACCUGAAGAUGUUGCUAACUUUGCUGGAAUCUGCAAGAGCACUCUUUAUGUUGUGAAUUCUGCAAAGUUCUGGUACACACUGUACAAGAGGUUCUACAAAGAAGUGCCUGGUAUGCCAGAGAGGCUGCUGCCUGAAUGUAUGGAGCGACCUUGUGGAUUACGACCAUGUGUUGUCCGCACAUUGUUUUAUACACAUCCACCCUUCAUUGAAAGGGCUAAACGCAUUGCCUUCCGAGGAGAGCCCCAUGACCUCAUUGGCCUUUGUUGUUCUCUCAUAUGGCACAAGAAAAGACAUUCACAGUUUGAAUUCAACCUUAAGCUGCACAGUGGGCAUGUGAAUGUUGGAGGAGUCCCUGGUCAUCCCUAUUCAGCUCAUCAUUCCAAGCCUCCAGAUCUACUGGAGAUGCUUACAGAUCUCAAUGCCAACCCAGAGCAUGGCUGCAGAGUUCUCCAGGUGAUAUGUGGGACAUUUCACCCCUGCCCAGCUGUCAUGGGCUUGUACCUCAUCAGAGUUUCUCUGACUGUGUCUGCCAACAUGCGACACCACCGGCUGAAACUUGUCUUCAGUCCAUAUCCCUGCAAGAAAUCCAAGCAAAAAAUGGAAUCAGAUGGUGAACAGGUGGUACUAUUUGAUCCGGUGAUAAAUUUCUGCAUACUCAACUGGUGGCAUCCACAGUACCCUGUUUAUGAUUCUGUAAGGGACUCUGUUGAUGAUUCAAGUGACUUUUGAGACUCCUGUAACUUAACUUUUCAGAUUACCUCUCUUCAUUUGAGAUUUGCAUUGAUCAUCUACUUUAGGCUGAACUAAAAUCAGAGGUUCGAAAAGGCCCUGAUGUUCCCAAGUUUUUGGUGUUCUCUUCCCAGAUAUUAAAAAAUAAUUUGAAAUAGAUAUGCUUUAUUUAUGCAGCCCCUAGUCAGCCUACUAUGUUACAAUCUUGCAGAGUUUGUAUCAGGUUGCUAUGAAAGCAUACAUUCAUUAUAUGUUUUUUGUAUGGCUUUCAUAUACCGUAUGCCAUAUGUGUUGCCUAU